UUGACGCUUUGCGACUAGAGGUAGAUUUGUAAAUGGAAGGCAACGCGUUCACAUGCGCUUGAGUCCACCCACAUGAGGUAAAGCGCCGCUCUGUAGACCGCGUCUGCACGUAACGUUACAUGCGGUUUAUCAAGCUAACUAGCCACACACACGUGCUGUACUGACUUUCUGCUCCUUCCCAAACAUAAACCUACAGUCUGGCCAAAGGAACGAGCAGUGUUGAAUCAUCCAAGGCCACACUCUUCAUUGAAGCUGAACCCCGCUGUACCUCAUGAGUUUUGUGGAAUACUCCGAGAUCAUCCAAGAAGGGGAUGUCAUCAUUAUCUUCCUGGGUCAUGAGUCCAUGAUGCCUAUUAAGGUUCAGUCAGGAGCUCAGACGCAGACCCGCUAUGGGGUCAUCCGGCACUCCAGUGACCUGAUUGGACAGCGGUUUGGUUCCAAAGUGACCUGCAGUAAGGGUGGUUGGGUUUACGUGCUGCACCCCACACCAGAGCUGUGGACUGUCAACCUUCCCCACCGAACACAGAUCCUCUACACCACAGACAUUGCCAACAUCACACUGUUGCUGGACCUCAAACCGGGCUCUGUCGUCUGCGAGUCAGGUACAGGCAGCGGCUCUCUGUCUCACUCUAUUCUGCGGACCAUUGCUCCCACCGGUCACCUGCACACAGUGGAGUUCCACGCUCAGCGAGCCGAAAAGGCCGUCCAGGAGUUCAAGGAGCACAAGGUGUCUCACCUGGUUACUGUUAGAAACCAGGAUGUGUGCAAGGAUGGCUUUAACAUCACAGGAAUAGCUGAUGCGGUGUUUUUAGACAUCCCCUCUCCGUGGGAGGCAAUCACACAUGCCAAGAGUGCCAUGAAACGCAAAGGUGAGAAAUUCUGCAGAUUUACACCUGAAAUGAGUGCUACAGUACGUACUUUAGACUCAUUAUUGGACCAUGGCUUUGAGGAGAUCUGCACAUUGGAGGUUCUGCUCCGGGUGCACGACGUUCGUACUGUCACUCUGCCCUUACCAGACUUCGGACCGGAGGAGGACUCUGCCGACAGCAGCCAGGUGGCUUCAGAUCUUAGUCAAGAUGAAGUCCCAAACACUGGGAACACCUCUGUGAUCUGCAGGACUGCCACACCUCCCAGAGAAAUGGCAGGACACACAGGAUACCUCACCUUUGCUACCAAACCACGUGACUAGAAGCAUAACUGAAGCUGAUGGAGACUGUUGUAAAGUUUGAGUAUAAAUGCAGACUCUCUAAAUAUCUUGAAUGCAAGGACGUCACCUGUACACACCCUUUGUAUGGUCUUUUUUUUUUUUUUUUAGCUUUAUUUAGAUAA
Sinocyclocheilus rhinocerous is the source of this 1329-nucleotide messenger RNA. Its product is annotated as tRNA (adenine(58)-N(1))-methyltransferase catalytic subunit TRMT61A-like. Gene Ontology annotation, cellular component: nucleus; tRNA (m1A) methyltransferase complex. Bases 272 to 1189 code for a protein of 305 amino acids. Gene Ontology annotation, biological process: tRNA methylation. NCBI's taxonomy places the organism in Eukaryota, Metazoa, Chordata, Actinopteri, Cypriniformes, Cyprinidae. The transcript is spliced from 5 exons. Gene Ontology annotation, molecular function: tRNA (adenine(58)-N1)-methyltransferase activity. The record is from RefSeq and is a predicted model, not a curated record.